CCAUCCAGCCCCCACCCUGUGCCCUCAAAGCUAAAAGGGUCCCACUCUUCCACUCUCCCCACAUUGUCACAGUGGACUGUCCUUUUAUUUCUUUCACUUCAGCUUCUGACAAAACAACACAAAAUGUCAGACAACGAAGAAGUUGAGGAAUACGAGGAGCAGGAGGCGGAAGAGGAAGUGAUUGAAGAAGGGGAGGAGGAGGAGGUGGCAGAGGAGGUGGAAGAGGUGCAGGAGGAGGAGGUUGAGGAGGAGACUGCGGCGGAGGCAGAUGCAGAGGGAGAAGCAGAGGAGGCGGGGGAGGAGGAGGCACAACAGGAGCCUGAGGCAGAUGAGGAACAGGAGGAUGGAGAAGAAGAGGUGAAACCAAAAUUCAAGCCUUUCAUGAUGCCCAAUCUGGUGCCUCCCAAGAUUCCAGAUGGAGAGAAGGUCGACUUUGAUGACAUCCACCGUAAGCGCAUGGAGAAAGACCUGAUUGAGCUGCAGACGCUGAUUGAGGCCCACUUUGAGAGCCGCAACAAGGAGGAGGAAGAGCUGGUCAACCUGACGGACAGGAUCGAGAAGCGCCGGUCGGAGAGGGCCGAGCAGCAGCGUGUGCGCAGUGAGCGUGACAAAGAGAGGCAGAGGCGCAUGGAGGAGGAAAGGACGAGAAAAGAGGAGGAGGAGCAGAGGAAGAGAGCAGAGGAAGAUGCCAAGAAAAAGAAAACUCUCACCAGCCUGCACUUUGGCGGUUACAUGGCGAGAACAGACAAGCGAACAGGAAAGAAACAGACGGAGAGGGAGAAGAAGAAGAAGAUCCUGAAUGAGCGCCGCAAGGCCCUGGAUGUUGACAGCAUGAAUGAGAACAGCCUCAGGGAAAAGGCUAAGGAGCUGUGGAACUGGAUGUUUGAGUUGGAGGCUGAGAAAUUUGAUCUCCGGUAUCAGUUCGAACAGCAGAAGUACGAAAUCACUGUGUUGAGGAACCGAGUAAGCGACCAUAUGAAAACGUCAAAGAGGACCAAGAGAGGCCUGAGGAAGUAGAGGGCACUGUGAUCGUGCAUGGCAGGCCUUCAAAGACACAACACCUACCCUCCCCACAUCAUCUCACUUUUCCUCACUUUCAAGCCUUUGGCCAGAGAUAUAAAAGUCCAAGUAGAAGUACGCUCACAGUGUAUCUUAUUCUUGAGAUACAUUGGAAUAAUUGAUGUAUAAACUAUGUAAGAUCAUGUACUAGUGCAGGGAUUCUUAACCAAAGCUGGGCCGUGCUUAGAAACUUGAGGCCCGCGGAAAAGUUUCAACCUCGCACUGGAGGGCCGCGAGGGCCGUGCAACUGUAUGCAUUAUCAAAUAAAGAUGUUGAAGACAGCAUGUGUCUUUUUACUGUCGCGCAAUUCUGCUGCUUAAAUGACCACGCACUGCUGUUUUUUGGUGGUGGAAGACGUUAGAGACAAGACGGCAAUACACUUGCCCGAAUGGACAAUGGGAAACUACCAAACGGUGUGACGUGUAAUUUGCAGACGUCUUCUAUCCUCACGUUUGGUUACAAAAAUGAUUGAAACGUUACUCAAAAUGAUUCUGUUUACUGAAAGCAAAACCGUUAUCCUUGUGUCCGCCAAAAUACAUUCAUUUAAAGAACUUUGCAUGAUAUUAUGCAACAAUGCUUUCCAUUUUUGAUACCUUGCCAUGAGGAGUUUCUGUUCUCGUUUCGCAUCUGCACAUCAAGUAAAUGCGUCUUGAAUCAACCGUCAGAAGAUACAUCACAAAUCGCAAACAGAGCUGUCACAAAUGUCAGAGAGGCAUUCAAAUAAGAUAAGAUAAGAUAAACUUAAAUUGUUUUUAUGUAUGAAUGGCUCUGGCCUGAUGCACUCUGAGUGGAUUUUUAUUAGCAUUGAAUUUUGCCACUUAACACCGAAAAAAAUGGGCCUCAAUUUCAAAAAGGUUAAGAAUCCCUGUACUAGUGUAGUGAUGACAUAAGUAAGAUUACUUCUACUUCCACUGUAGUAGGGAUGUACUGUACAGAAUCCUGGUUUUUAAGGUUCUGAAGAAUAUCGAAUCCACUGCCUACGAUUUUGCUGAACUGAAACCGAAUACUGAAUCCUAUUCCGAUCACCGAAACUGAAACCAAACCCUGUCAACAAGGCCAAAUUUGUCCGAUUCCAAAAACGAAUCUUGGAUUCAGUAAGCUACAUCUCUACUUCAUAAACCUCUGCCUUUUGCCCCCUGAAGUCCCUGAAAUGUGUAACUUGUAGCUUGCACACCGCUUCUGUGUCUUCCAUAAAGUAUGCUUGUAAAAUAAA
Engraulis encrasicolus (European anchovy) is the source of this 2272-nucleotide messenger RNA. It is a transcript of the gene tnnt2a, whose product is annotated as troponin T type 2a (cardiac). The record is from RefSeq and is a predicted model, not a curated record. The transcript is spliced from 16 exons. The coding region runs from base 124 to 1017 and encodes 297 amino acids. Gene Ontology annotation, biological process: cardiac muscle contraction; regulation of muscle contraction; sarcomere organization. Gene Ontology annotation, cellular component: troponin complex. Gene Ontology annotation, molecular function: troponin I binding; troponin C binding; tropomyosin binding. NCBI's taxonomy places the organism in Eukaryota, Metazoa, Chordata, Actinopteri, Clupeiformes, Engraulidae.